This is a messenger RNA of Nyctereutes procyonoides (raccoon dog), 5295 nucleotides long. RefSeq names its product TBC1 domain family member 30 (gene TBC1D30). Gene Ontology annotation, cellular component: endoplasmic reticulum. The coding region runs from base 113 to 2446 and encodes 777 amino acids. The record is from RefSeq and is a predicted model, not a curated record. NCBI's taxonomy places the organism in Eukaryota, Metazoa, Chordata, Mammalia, Carnivora, Canidae. The transcript has 13 exons.
CGCGGCUCCCCGCGCCCCCCGCGCCCCGCGCGCCCCUCGCCGGAGCCGCCUCGCCGAGGCCGGCGGGACCCCAGGCGGCCCGCGGCCGCGCCCGAGCCCGGGGCGCUCCCGGAUGCGGCAGGACAAGCUGAGCGGCUCCCUGAGGCGCGGAGGGAGAUGCCUGAAGCGGCAGGGCGGCGGCGGCGGCGGCGGCGGCGUGGGCACCAUCCUCAGCAAUGUGCUCAAGAAGCGCAGCUGCAUUUCCCGGACCGCGCCCCGGCUGCUCUGCACCCUGGAGCCGGGAGUUGACACAAAGUUGAAGUUCACUCUUGAGCCAUCUUUAGGUCAAAAUGGUUUUCAGCAGUGGUAUGAUGCUCUCAAGGCAGUUGCCAGGCUAUCAACAGGAAUACCAAAGGAAUGGAGGAGAAAGGUUUGGUUGACCUUGGCAGAUCAUUAUUUGCACAGUAUAGCUAUUGACUGGGACAAAACCAUGCGCUUCACUUUCAAUGAAAGGAGUAAUCCUGAUGAUGACUCGAUGGGAAUUCAAAUAGUCAAGGAUCUUCACCGCACGGGCUGCAGUUCUUACUGUGGCCAGGAGGCUGAGCAGGACAGGGUUGUGUUAAAACGGGUCCUGUUGGCCUACGCCCGGUGGAAUAAGAAUGUUGGGUACUGCCAAGGCUUUAACAUCUUGGCUGCUCUAAUUCUGGAAGUAGUGGAAGGCAAUGAAGGGGAUGCACUGAAAAUCAUGAUUUACCUUAUUGAUAAGGUACUUCCUGAAAGCUAUUUUGUUAAUAAUCUCCGGGCUUUGUCUGUGGAUAUGGCUGUCUUCAGAGAUCUCUUGAGACUGAAGCUCCCUGAAUUAUCUCAGCACCUGGAUACUCUUCAGAGAACUGCAAACAAGGAAAGUGGAGGUGGAUACGAGCCCCCACUUACGAACGUCUUCACGAUGCAGUGGUUUCUGACUCUCUUUGCCACCUGCCUCCCUAACCAUACAGUCUUAAAGAUCUGGGAUUCAGUCUUCUUUGAAGGUUCGGAAAUCAUCUUAAGAGUGUCGCUGGCCAUCUGGGCAAAAUUGGGAGAGCAGAUAGAAUGCUGUGAGACAGCAGAUGAAUUCUACAGCACCAUGGGGCGCCUUACCCAGGAGAUGCUAGAGAAUGACCUUCUGGAAAGCCAUGAACUCAUGCAGACUGUUUAUUCUAUGGCUCCAUUCCCUUUCCCACAAUUGGCAGAGUUGAGGGAAAAAUACACCUACAAUAUUACACCAUUCCCAGCCACAGUUAAACCCACCUCACUUUCUGGACGACAUGGUAGGGUCAGAGACAGUGAUGAGGAGAAUGACCCAGACGAUGAAGACGCUAUCGCUAAUGCAGUGGGGUGUCUUGGACCUUUCAGUGGGCUCCUGGCACCUGAACUGCAGAAGUACCAAAAGCAAGUUAAAGAACCGAAUGAAGAGCAGAGCCUACGGGCUAAUAACAUCGCGGAGCUGAGUCCAGGAGCAAUCAAUUCCUGCCGAAGUGAAUACCACGCAGCUUUUAACAGCAUGAUGAUGGAACGCAUGACCACGGAUAUCAAUGCACUAAAGCGGCAGUAUUCUCGGAUUAAGAAGAAGCAGCAGCAGCAGGUGCAUCAGGUGUAUAUCAGGGCAGGCUCUACAGAAGAAAAAGACCAUGGGUUCCUUUCAGACAAAGGGCCAGUGACCAGCAUUCUCCCGUCUCAGGUAAACAACUCUCCAGUCAUCAACCACCUUCUUCUAGGAAAGAAGAUGAAAAUGUCCAACAGGCCUGCCAAGAACGCGGUCAUCCACAUCCCCGGUCACACGGGAGGCAAGACAUCUCCUGUCCCCUAUGAAGACCUCAAGACAAAGCUCAAUUCGCCCUGGCGGACCCACAUCCGAGUCCACAAAAAGAACAUGACGAGGACCAAGAGUCAGCUGGGCUGCGGGGACACCGUUGGGCUGAUAGAGGAGCAGAGCGAGGGUGGCAAGACGAGCGGCCCGGGGGCAGCAGAGGGUCCGUCCAGUUGUGCAGCCACAGCUGGAGGAGGAGACGGCAGCUGCUCUGAAGGCAGCGCCGGGAGGACGAUUGAAGGACAGUCUCCGGAGCCACCCUUUGGGGAGGCCGACGCCGACGUGUCUGCGGUCCAGGUGAAGUUAGAGGCCUUGGAGCUGAAGCAGAGGGAUGCUGCUGCCGACCCUGAGCCCAAGGCACGCCCGCCCUGCCCGCAGCACUUCCCAGAGCCCGAUGCCCCUGGUGAGCACAAAGCCGCCAGCAGACCCGCCCAGGGCGGCCACCCGAAAGCGCCCCUCUUUAGCCCUUUCCCCAGCGUCAAACCACUGCGCAAGUCAGCCACUGCCAGGAAUUUGGGGUUAUAUGGUCCUACGGAAAGAACCCCAACCGUGCACUUUCCCCACAUGAGCAGGAGCUUCAGCAAGUCUGGUGGCGGCAACAGCAGCACUAAGAAACGGUGACGGGCCUCAAGCUCCACGUAGAUGCACCUUCUCCUGGCGGUGGAGGGGUUCCAGCUGAAUGGCUCCGAGACAGUCGUAGCUGUCCAAUGGAAACGAGUAGAUCGGUUCAGAGAUGAACACCAAUCCGUAAACAUGGGAAAUGGGCCUUUCCUAAGGGGAGCCAGAACGGGGUGUGUUUUCCCCACCCACCCAUAACUGAUCCAGCAAAUUCUUGUGGCCAGAAUAAAUACCGUAGUUUUAAAGUGUGAAGUUUUCCCAAUUUUUCAUUGUGAGUUGUUUAGACAACCGUGUCUCUAGGCUAUCGACCCCUCCUCCUCCUCCUUCCCAUUCUGAGAACCUUCGCGGUCCCUGGGACACCGCUCCCCCAAACCUUCUGGUUCUCUGGGUGUUAACCGAUCCUCAAGCAUGCACACACUAGCUUGCUAGAACAGAAACUGUGAAAAGGAAGUAAGUGUCUUAGUUGCAAAAACAAAAAACUUCCCAGUUUUCCUCUUCCUGCCCCACUGGGGGAAUGUUUGUGUGUGUGAGUUUGUCUUUUAAUAGUUCCCUUCAGCCAGUUUUAAGAUUUUUUUUUUUAAUUCUUAUGCUGAAGUGCAAGAGAAAAAUAUAGAUAGCCUUUCUUUGUAUUUCUACCUGCAAAAUGAAGAAAACCUCUAUCUGUUGAAAUUUAGGUUGGCCCACCAACUUGAAGAUCUUAUGCAGAGAACACACACUGGAUAUGCAUUAAACAAUCGCCCUGAGCAGCUUGCUGAUUCCACUAAGCUUUUCCCAAGGUUCAUUCUCUCCUCUUCAGAAGAGUCAUGGUCCUCCGUGGUAGGAUGACUUGGUGGCUUCUCCACGGAGCUGGUCCACGCGGCUCAUUUACCCACCAGCUCUUCACGGCAGAUGCGGCGAGGCCUCUGCUGCUCAAAAGCCAGAACACAGCACCUGCCACUCUGUUACUUGAAUUUUGUGCUUCUUUGAUUGGAGUACUUUGUGGAGUACUUUGUUACUUGAACACUGCCUUUCUUUGGAGAAGGCGUUAGUGCUUUUUAGCUCUCUCUUACCCACCUCUCCCCCGGUCCCAGCGGGUCAGAGACAGUACCUGUUCUUUCCACUAUGCAGAUGGGAGCUCUGAGUCACAACGGAGGUGAAGCAGCACUUCAGACACUCAAGGUAAAUACUCCUGGUUGUUCAGCGUGACUUAAGUCACGUGUCCCCCGGUACAAUAGGCGGAUUGAAUGCUCUUUGUGCACAGAUGCAUUGGCUACAUAGGUUCUAAAAACCAAGCCCGGAAAGCCAUUCACUACGCUCCCUCCAGACUCAGAGGACCUUUCUCCAGAUGUCAUAGAGGCCUGUGAUGGCAUUUCACAAAACCAGCUCUAACCUUUCGACCCAAAAAGGUAGUGCAUUUUAAAGAUGCUUUGUGCAGCUGUCAUUUGUUUGAACAAAGUCUCACUCCUCAGUCCCCUUCUCUUACUAUCAUUGGAAGCAUAGACUCAGCGUCUUUAUCCUCAUCUCUGAAAGACCUUGGCCACGCUUGCAGGCAUAUUGUUGAUGCAGUCGAUGCGAAUUUGAGCUAAUUGGAUUGCCAAUCCUGAAACCAAAGCUAUAAUUUUAGAGAGGGCUUUUACUACGAGAGGUAUUAAUUUUUAUAAUGGAGAAUGUGGUUGUGUGGGCUCUUUUGAACAGAAAACACAAGAAUGACAUACAGUGAGAAAAGCCAUUUAAUCCCUUCUGUGGUAUUUAUACCCCCAAAGGAACUGAAGAUGGAAAAUAUGACUAAAAAGUCAUUGCGGUUUCGGUCUGGAAUUCUGUGCCAUCUGAAGUUAGCAUGCCGCUGCUUAAAAAGCAGCCGUGCCCACCACCCCUGUCUUGGGAAGGGCGUAGGUGGAAUGUUGGGCUUGCUUUGCAUUCCACCCCCAGGGAAUGGGACCCUCUGCUGAGUUUCCAAAGUUAAGCACAUGACAUGAUUUUCUUCCAUCUGCUAAAACUUUACAGAUAACAAUGAUGCCACCUUCUAUUCUUUCCUCCUCCCCCGUCCACGUGAGUCAGAAUAGAUUCAUCCCUUUGGGGGUUGCCCGCCUCGAAUAGACUAUUGUUCCUUCUUCUCUUGAGUCAGCUCUCUGCUCCCCCAAGGAUCUGGGUUCAGGGAGAUGGGGAGGGGGGUGGAGGCCCCUUGCCACCGUCCUUAGGAUGGUGCUGUUGCUGUCUGCGGGGUGUCUUAGCCUCAGCAGCACGUGUCCCCUCCGCCCCAUUCCCUGGGGUUGGUCUUUCUGGAGGAGGGAUAAAGGAGAUGGCACAUGCUUUGGAGUAAGUAUGGAUCCCAAAUGAAAGAAUGAGGAAAUGAAAGGAUGCUAGCUCUUUGGGGGGGCACCAUGGCCUUGUCAGGAUUUUAAAAACCGACGGAUUUCCGUCAAAGCACUCUCUGUACCAAUAACGUGCAUGCAUCCUACCAUGUAAUCGCAGCGUGAAUCGGUUAAUUUUGGAGCCUUGCCUACUUUAGAAAACGGGGACGUGUGCAGUAGCUGCUAGCACGCAGCAUGUGCGAAGACCAGCCUGGACUCAUCAUCCUCGCCAUGCCCUGGACACUGGGUGCAAGCACCAGAAGCACUUGCCAGUGGCCGUUUCUUUAUUUUUAGCCCUGUCCCUGGUCGGGCCUUGUGCACGGAGUGGACUCCGACGCUUCUGCACCUCCUGCACCUCCAUCCUCUUACAAAAGCCUCCAGAUGAUUUACACCUAGUUGGUAAUGCUGACCUCUGGGCUGUCACUGUUUGAAACCAUGUAUUCCUUUUUUUCCGGGUCUCUAUUGUUGUUCCGAUGAAUUGUACUGAUUACAGACCUGUGCAUAAAGAUUCUCAUUGUUGUA